AUGAGCGAGCUCCGCUUUCUGACCCCAGACAGGGCUGCAGGGCCCCAGGUAAACAGAAGUUCCCAGAGCUCUCUAGAGGAAGGUCCUGCAGCUGACUCAGAGCGGCACAGCCUGAGUGUCCUCCAUGUCUCCUACAGCGUCAGCAAUCGUGUCGGGCCCUGGUGGGACAUCAGAUCUUGCCGGCAGCGGCGGAACAGGCAAAUCCUCAAGAAUGUCUCCCUGUGCGUUGAGAGUGGGCAGAUGAUGUGCAUCUUAGGGAGCUCAGGCUCGGGGAAAACCACGUUGCUGGAUGCCAUCUCCGGGAGGCUGCAGCGCACGGGGACCCUGGCCGGGGAGGUGUGCGUGAACGGCCGCAAGCUGCACCGGGACCAGUUCCAGGACUGCUUCUCCUACGUCCUGCAGAGUGACACCUUUCUGAGCAACCUCACCGUGCGCGAGACGCUGCGCUACACGGCGAUGCUGGCCAUCCGCCACAGCUCUGCGGACUUCUUCCAGAAGAAGGUGGAGAUGGUCAUGGCAGAGCUGAGUCUGAGCCAUGUGGCAGAUCGAAUGAUUGGCAACUAUUAUCUGGGAGGAAUUUCCAGUGGCGAGCGGCGCCGGGUCUCCAUUGCAGCCCAGCUCCUCCAGGACCCCAAGGUCAUGAUGUUUGAUGAGCCGACCACAGGCCUGGACUGCAUGACUGCGAAUCAGAUCAUUGUCCUCCUGACACAGUUGGCUCGCAAGGGCCGCAUUGUGAUCCUCACUAUCCACCAGCCCCGUUCUGAGCUAUUCCAGCACUUUGACAAAAUUGCCAUCUUGUCCUACGGAGAGUUGGUCUUCUGCGGUACUCCGGUGGAAAUGCUGGAUUUCUUCCAUGGCUGUGGCUACCCUUGUCCUGAACAUUCCAACCCUUUUGACUUCUAUAUGGACUUAACGUCAGUGGACACCCAAAACAAAGAACGGGAAAUAGAAACCUACAAGCGAGUCCAGAUGCUUGAAUCUGCCUUCAAAGAAUCAGCAAUCUGUCAAAAAACUUUGGAGAAUAUUGAAAGAACAAAACACCUGAAGACAUUACCCAUGAUUCCUUUCAAAACUAAAGACCCUCCUGGAGCUCUCUGUAAACUGGGUGUCCUCUUGAGGAGAGUGAUGAGAAACUUACUAAGAAAUAAGCAGGCAGUGAUUAUGCGUCUAGUUCAGAAUCUGAUCAUGGGUUUGUUCGUCAUUUUCUACCUUCUGCGGCUCCAGAACCAGACACUAAAUGGUGCUGUCCAGGACCGCGUGGGUCUGCUGUACCAGUUUGUGGGUGCCACCCCAUACACAGGCAUGCUCAAUGCUGUGAAUCUGUUUCCUGUGCUUCGAGCUGUCAGCGACCAGGAGAGUCAGGACGGCCUGUACCAGAAGUGGCAGAUGCUGCUGGCCUAUGCACUGCAUGUCCUCCCCUUCAGCAUCAUUGCCACUGUGCUUUGCACCAGCGUGAGCUACUGGACACUGGGCUUAUACCCUGAGAUUGCCAGAUUUGGAUAUUUCUCUGCUGCUCUUUUGGCCCCCCACUUAAUUGGUGAAUUUGUAACUCUUGUGAUACUUGGUAUGGUUCAAAACCCAAAUGUAGCCAACAGUGUAAUGGCUCUGCUGAUCUCUGCUGGACUGCUUGUUGGAUCUGGAUUAGUCAGAAACAUAAAAGAAAUGCCCUUACCUUUUAAAAUCUUCAGUUAUUUUACAUUCCAAAAAUAUUGCUGUGAGAUUCUUAUAGUCAAUGAAUUCUACGGACUGAAUUUUACUUGUGGCAGCUCGAAUGAUUCUGUGACAAAUCAUCCACUGUGUGCUAUCACUCAAGGGAUUCAAUACAUUGAGGAAACCUGCCCAGGUGCAACAUCCAGAUUUGCAACAAACUUUCUCAUUUUAUAUGCAUUUAUCCCACUUCUUGUCAUCUUAGGAAUAGUGGUUUUUAAAGUAAGGGAUUAUCUCAUUAGCAGAUAGUAAAGAACAUUGCUGGGAAAAUGGAACUUAAGCUAUUAGAUACACACGAAUGACUGCUUUGAAUGUCUGAAA
This is a messenger RNA of Castor canadensis (American beaver), 2028 nucleotides long. RefSeq names its product ATP binding cassette subfamily G member 5 (gene Abcg5). Gene Ontology annotation, cellular component: apical plasma membrane; plasma membrane; ATP-binding cassette (ABC) transporter complex. NCBI's taxonomy places the organism in Eukaryota, Metazoa, Chordata, Mammalia, Rodentia, Castoridae. The record is from RefSeq and is a predicted model, not a curated record. Gene Ontology annotation, biological process: transmembrane transport; cholesterol efflux; cholesterol homeostasis. Gene Ontology annotation, molecular function: ATP binding; ATP hydrolysis activity; ABC-type transporter activity.